AUGAAACUCAAGUGCUCAUGGACUACCGGGGAAAUGGCGCCACCUGUACUCAGGACACCUGCCGAAAACUCCCAGAUGACUGGCGAGACAACGGUGCACGUUACACAGAAAAAGACAGCCGCAGUGCCCGCUGUUGCGGCCAUUAAGGAGGAAGACAUAGUCCUGCUUCGGCAAUGGCUGUGUAAAAUGGAAGCGUAUGGUUGGGCCAUGGGCCACUUGUAA
Molecule: messenger RNA, 222 nt
Organism: Opisthorchis viverrini
Lineage: Eukaryota; Metazoa; Platyhelminthes; Trematoda; Opisthorchiida; Opisthorchiidae
Exons: 1
Coding region: 1-222 (73 amino acids)
Source: RefSeq, a predicted model, not a curated record